AUGUUCAAUGUCAAACUUCCCUGGCGAGAAUAUGGACAAGUUCCGAAAUCAGCGGAUUAUUUCAAUCAAACGACGCUCGAUGUUCUCGGUUUUUUCAAUAUUUUUUCGCUUUGCAUCUCUAUUCUGACACUGACGUUUUCAAGUUUUGAUCGAUAUUUGGCCGUCCGAUUCCCGAUGAAAUACAAAAAUUCCGAAACAGGCGUCAAAGUCUUGACGAUCGUUUCAAUCAGUAUGGUUUGGAUUCUCGCUCUCUUCCUUGCUAUCACUCCCUGGCUCAAAGGUGGAAUGCGCUACGUACUGGGUCCGACACAGAUGGUCGUCGGAGUCAUUCCUGGAGCUGAUGAGAAUUUUCCGUAUACUUAUGUUUGGACGGAGAUUUUCUAUGCUGCGAUCAUUGCUACGCCACUGGUGGUGGUUUGGAUUGUCAAUUCUGCUACGAUUUGGGAAAUUAUUGGCGAUGAUUGCUGCGCGUUUUUCAGGACACUGUUUUGUUGCGAUGGAAGAUUCUGCAAAACUGCUCCAAGAGAGAGCCGAAGACCAUCUGCCUUUGGUCACGUGCCGAAAAAGCAUCAGAAGCAAACGUUUGAGAUCAGAAUCGCGAAGACAUUUCUUUCAAUGACUGCGGCCUUUACUCUUUCACUUCUUCCAAUGGGCCUGGUCAAUCUCUGGUUCUACCUCGACCCAGAAUCAACAAAUCCUCAUAGCCUCCACUUCAACCCUCGCCUAUCUGCUGCUCGCGAAUUCUUCGACCUUUUCGGUAACUACCUCAUCCAUUUAGCAGUACUGUCAGAAUUUCUCUAG
This is a messenger RNA of Oikopleura dioica, 801 nucleotides long. Lineage: Eukaryota; Metazoa; Chordata; Appendicularia; Copelata; Oikopleuridae. The record is from the annotation of a GenBank genome assembly.